CACGUGGCUAGGAAGAUGGCUGCCCCCUGAAAGUGCCGGGAGUUGCUGGUGCAGUUGCUGCGGGGUGAGUUGCUAGGACCCAAGCUCUCGAGUCACCUUGGCUGGCCUGGUACAAGCCCUUGGACUGCCAGCACCAUGGUAACAGAGAAAGAAGUAGAGGCCAUCGGGCAGACCCUUGUGGAUCCCAAGCAGCCUCUGCAGGCCCGCUUCCGGGCCCUAUUCACCCUUCGGGGGCUGGGGGGACCUGGGGCCAUUUCCUGGAUCAGCCAGGCCUUUGGGGAUGAGUCAGCCCUACUGAAGCAUGAGUUGGCCUACUGCCUGGGCCAAAUGCAGGACGCUAGAGCCAUCCCUGUAUUGGUGGAGGUACUGAAGGAUACAAGCCAGGAGCCUAUGGUCCGGCAUGAGGCUGGAGAGGCUCUGGGAGCCAUCGGCAGCCCAGAAGUGUUGGAGCUCCUGAAGGAAUAUUCCAGGGACCCCGUGAUUGAGGUGGCAGAGACUUGCCAGUUGGCAGUGCGACGACUGGAGUGGCUGCAGCAGAACGGAGGGGAGCCUGCCGGGAGCCCCUACCUGUCUGUGGACCCGGCCCCACCUGCUGAGGAGAAGGAUGUGGGCCAGCUCCGGGCCAUGCUGCUGGAUGAGUCCCGCCCCCUCUUUGACCGUUACCGGGCCAUGUUUGCUCUGAGGAAUGCUGGGGGCAAGGAAGCAGCACUGGCCCUGGCAGACGGUCUAUGCUGUGGCAGUGCUCUGUUCCGCCACGAAGUGGGCUAUGUGUUGGGCCAGCUACAACAUGAGGCCUGCAUACCCCAGCUUACAGCUUCCCUGGCCAGCCAAGCUGAGAACCCCAUGGUACGCCACGAGUGUGCUGAAGCCUUGGGCUCGAUUGCCCACCCUGACUGCCUGGCGGCCCUUCGGGCCCACGCAGCUGAUGCGGAACGUGUAGUGCGGGAGAGCUGUGAGGUGGCCCUGGAUAUGUAUGCCUAUGAGAACGGGCCUGAAUUUCAGUAUGCCAAUGGCCUCAGCCAGCUUCACCAGCCCUCUCCUGUGCCAGAUGGAUUCUCCUGACUUUGUAAACCUCCUGUUGCCAUGCUCUGUUAGCUUCCACCAUCACCUGCUUUGGCCUUGUCUUUCCUGCUCCUGGGCCUACUUUGUCCUCUCACCAGAAUGACCACCCAUUGCAAUCAGCUAAAAGGGGCUGGAAACAAGAAAUGACCUGGGUGGGUUGGAAGAGGUUAGGAACAAUUGGGAUCUUCUGGGAAGCUGGCAUUGCUCUGUUGGGAAAUGCCAGAAUCUUUUAGGAUCAGGGUCAGUUCUUGGGGGAGCAAAUCUACAUCUGUUGUCACGAUAUCAAGAUCUCCUUCGAAGUUUUCGUCUCUAUUGGGAUAGGGUCUUUUGGGAGUAGUUUGGGGUCUUUUGGGGGCCAGAAGAGAACCACUGGAAUGGGAUCGGGUCUUAUUAGAAGGUGUUGGGAUCUAUUGAGAUAGGGCCUGUUAUAGGAGCAGAUUGGGAUCUUUGGGGUUCCUUAUUGGGAGAAUCUAAUGGUAAUAUGGGAUCUAGGCUUACUAGGAGAUGUUGGGAUUGUUUGUCAGCAAAACUCAGUUUAUUGGGAUCCCUUUGGAGAUCUGGAGAAGAAUCUGGAUCUGCUGGGGGAAAGGUAUACAGCUUUUCCACAGUUGGGACCUUCUGGAGGAAGCUCUUUUCUGAGUUGCUGCUCUGCACGUGACCGUAUGUCCCAGACUCUGAACAACCUCCUGCCCCUCUCUCAGCUGAUGAGUCCCUUCUUCCCGUGCCCCAGAUCAUUUCUGCUUGACCCUUGCCCUCCUGCAAGGUCUGCUGUAUUGCUUGCUAAUCUGCUGAAGAUUGGAGCGGAAAGCCAGCCACCCACCCACCCACAUGCGCACCCUUUUCUACCAUCUACCACCUGUCGGAAAGGAAGACUUUCCCUAGGCAUGGAUAGUGCCUGCCCUGUUAGAUGAAUGGGGUGGAAGUGGGGACCCUGAUCUCUGAGGGAAAUAGAAGGGGGUGGGUAGAGUUCUUAAGUGGAUUCUUCCCAGGGAAAGGAGAGCUGGCCUAGGGGCUGAGGGAGAGGUGAGAAGAGGAGGUUCUUGAGUUCCAGGGCACAAAGGUCAUCUGAACAAAAUAUUAAAUUAUUUAUCCAAGAAAA
This is a messenger RNA of Dromiciops gliroides (monito del monte), 2161 nucleotides long. It is a transcript of the gene DOHH, whose product is annotated as deoxyhypusine hydroxylase. Bases 136 to 1062 code for a protein of 308 amino acids. The record is from RefSeq and is a predicted model, not a curated record. Gene Ontology annotation, molecular function: deoxyhypusine monooxygenase activity. The transcript is spliced from 5 exons. Lineage: Eukaryota; Metazoa; Chordata; Mammalia; Microbiotheria; Microbiotheriidae. Gene Ontology annotation, biological process: peptidyl-hypusine biosynthetic process.